Messenger RNA from Pyricularia pennisetigena, 786 nucleotides. RefSeq lists its product as uncharacterized. NCBI's taxonomy places the organism in Eukaryota, Fungi, Ascomycota, Sordariomycetes, Magnaporthales, Pyriculariaceae. The record is from RefSeq and is a predicted model, not a curated record. The annotation marks the transcript as partial. The transcript is spliced from 2 exons.
CAUCAGAAUGGGGUUGCAAAGCGAGCUAUUGAUGGAGCCUCACCGGGGGAUACGCGAUUUCGGGCGCCGGACUACUCGCCUCUAGUUGGUAUAAAGUUGAGCUUUUGUCCGUCUUCACUGGUACUGAUUUCCCGGGUCUGCUCAUCAUCCAUUCAUUUUCUGGUCUUCACUCAAUCUUUUUGUUCUUUCGUUUCCAAAGUGCCGUGCACUCUUCAUUCGCUCAUCCGCCUGGUGCAAAUUUCAAUCCUUCUCACAAAAGAAACGAUCAAACUUUCUCGCCUCACGGUCCAAUAUAUACCACAUACCGCCAAGAUGCAGUUCACUACCUCUGUCCUCAGCAUCAUCGCCCUGGCCGUCUCGGUCAGCGCCCACGGCCGUUUGGUCCAGCCCCAGGCUAUCAAGAACACUACCCCCUUUGAGAACAUCCGCGUCCCCGCCAACGGCUGCGGCCAGGGCGUCAGUGUGGACGGCCCCGUCCAGGCCACCUUCAAGGCUGGCUCGACCGGCCUGCUGACCUGGUUGCUGGUCAACGGCGACGGUGGCGGUCCUAUGGCUGUUUCUUUCGACACCACCGGCAAGGGUACCUCGUUCACCACCAAGGCCGUGGUCACCAAGAACGUCGAGGGUGUCAACGGUGGUGUUUCCAACGCCGUCGCCCGCGGUAACAAGCCCGUCGAGUUCCAGGUGCCCAACGUCAAGUGCACACGCUGCGUGCUGCAAAUCCGCCAGGACCUCCAGGGUGGCAAGGAUGGCUUUGGCUCGUGCGCCGUCGUCUCCAUCGAGUAA